Molecule: messenger RNA, 1227 nt
Organism: Closterium sp. NIES-65
Lineage: Eukaryota; Viridiplantae; Streptophyta; Zygnematophyceae; Desmidiales; Closteriaceae
Source: the annotation of a GenBank genome assembly
AUGAUGGCUUUAAUCGCGGAGGGACGCGACCAGCUGGAAGGCGAGCGGCUCGAAGAGGCCGUCGCCACAUACGAUGAGCCCCCUCCCUUAAAGCCCCCUCCCUUAAAGCCUCCUCCCUUAAAGCCUCCUCCCUCCGCUGCUCGCACCCGCCCCGCCCCCUUGGCUGUCCCCACAGGCGGAGAGGCUGCUGCGGCGGCUGCACCAGCGGCUGUUGCACGGGCGCGGCGUGGCCAAGUCGCUGCUACAGCUGCACGAGCCGGCCGCAGCGGACUUCGAGCAGGUGAGCGCACCCCUGGUGUGCGUGUGAGGACUUUUGUGGCGCCUCAAAAGGCAGUGAGCGCCAACCCUGGCAGCGCAGAGCUGUGGAUGGAGGUGAUUGUCCAGGCGACCCAGAACAUCGUAUCACGUGCCUCUCUCGCCUCUCCUUCCCCACAGGCAGUGAGCGCCAAUCCCAACGAUGCAGAGCUGUGGAUGGAGGCAGUGAGCGCCAAUCCCAACGAUGCAGAGCUGUGGAUGGAGGCAGUGAGCGCCAAUCCCAACGAUGCAGAGCUGUGGAUGGAGGCAGUGAGCGCCAAUCCCAACGAUGCAGAGCUGUGGAUGGAGGUGGGGGCGGAGCGCGAGGUUCUGGGGCAGCAUGAGAGGGCGUUCGAGGCGUUCAGCCGCGCCCUGGAGCUGCUGCCGGGCAAUGCAGAGGCGCUCAAACGACGAGGGCUGAGCGCGUUCAACUGCUACCGCUUUAGGGACGCCCUCAAAGACCUGCUGCCCGCGCUGCAUAUGCUGCCGAACGAUGCCGACCUCAACCGCGCCGUGGUGGACUGCCAGGUGGACUGCCACGUGGACUGCCAGGUGGACUGCCAGGUGGACUGCCAGGGAAUUGCAUUGGUGCGGUCGAACCAGUUCCGGCCAGCACAGCCGUACCUGGCGCGGGCGGUGGAGCUGCUGCCAGGGGAUGCGGAUGUGCGCAAGGAGAAGGGGCGGCUGCACCGCCUGCUGGGGGAGACCCACCAGGCUGAGACGGACCUGCUGCACUCGCUCGAGCUCGGGCAGAUACUAGAGACGCAUCAUAACCUGGUGCUGCAGAAGCGGCUGCUGGGCGAUCACUGGGGGGUGAUUCGCAUGGCAGACGCGGGGCUCAAGGCGUUCCCAGGCGAGCUGGAGAUCAUGCACGCCAAGGCGUCCAGCCUGCACGUGGUCGGGGAGCAUGCUGCUGCUGUGAGUUACACGUGA